GUCUGCUGGCACUGCUCUCGAACCCUGCCGUCAGCUUUGGAUGGUGAACUUAAAUUGGGUCCAAGAGACAGCGAGAACGAGUACAUCUAUCCGCGUAGUCCAUUGCCUCCGGUUUCUUCUGCCCCAAGCCAUGCAGCCGUCCGAGGACGCAAGCUGCAGGCGGGUCGCAGCUAUCUGGGCGUCAUGGAGGCUGAACAACAGGACGUUGGUCUGGAGACUACACGAAUCCCAAUGAAAAGUGUGUCAGUACAAGCCGUCGAGCCUGUAGUGGCUGCGCAUGCCGAUCAGAGAUGGCCUAGAGACGCCUCUGAAGAUGCGCCGUAUACACAUUCGAGCAGACGGCAAACUCGCAGAAAGCGGAUUCAAGUGGGCUGGCCGAGUCCAUCUCUUGCCUUUGAGGGUUCUCUUGUAGGUGCUUGUCAGGAUGCCGCUUGCCAGGCCGGCAUGUCUGACCAGCAUAAGGCCGAACACAGAGCACACAAUCUUGUAGCAACCGGAUCUCGAUAA
Protopolystoma xenopodis is the source of this 507-nucleotide messenger RNA. The record is from the annotation of a GenBank genome assembly. Lineage: Eukaryota; Metazoa; Platyhelminthes; Monogenea; Polystomatidea; Polystomatidae.